This is a messenger RNA of Solanum tuberosum (potato), 3984 nucleotides long. RefSeq names its product telomerase reverse transcriptase. The transcript has 13 exons. The record is from RefSeq and is a predicted model, not a curated record. Gene Ontology annotation, cellular component: telomerase catalytic core complex. Gene Ontology annotation, molecular function: telomerase RNA binding; telomerase activity; telomeric repeat DNA binding. Gene Ontology annotation, biological process: telomere maintenance via telomerase. NCBI's taxonomy places the organism in Eukaryota, Viridiplantae, Streptophyta, Magnoliopsida, Solanales, Solanaceae. The annotation marks the transcript as partial.
AAGAAGCAGAUUUUCUUUACUGUUGACUUUUACCCCAAUUACCGUUGGGUAAAAAAAAAGAAGCGAUUUUCCAGAAAGUUAAAAAGUCAUUACAACUUUUCAGUUUUCACUCACAACACUCUCCUUCUCAACACACUUUUUCUCCGUUCGAUCCCUCGCCGGCCGGCGAUGAAGAAACGGAGAGUUCCAGAGAUUCUAUGGAGGCUGUUUCACAACCGUGCACGUACUCUGGGAGCGACAAUCUUAUCUCUAAUUCCUCUAAAAUCAUCGACGAAUUGCCAAUGCAAGGGUCGCCGGUGCCUCGGAUGUGAUGGAGAAUAUGGCGCCAUUUCGUUUCUUCUUAAGGAAAACGAUCCAGAUGAUUAUCGGAAGCUUCUCAACCAGUGCUUCAUUGUCGUCUCCGAUCAAGCACCUCCUCUACAUGGCUAUGAUCCUGACUGCCGCUGGGCACAUCUUGAGCUUGUUAGAAAGACAAUUGAAAUGACAAUAAGUGAGCAAUGCAGCAGUUCCAACGUUAUAAGUUUUGGUUAUGAUAAGAUGAGCCGGUGUAGUGACAUAGUAGAGGCUCUAACAUCACCAUCGUGGAGCCUUCUCCUAACAAGGAUUGGGGAUGUUCUCAUGGUUUAUUUACUAAAGAACACUUCAAUAUUUUUGUGGCUCCCUCGAAACAAACAUCAUCAGGUGGCAGGAUUUCCGAUCAGUGACUUAUGCCUAAAAUCUCAAGUGCACAUAUCUGUCACUACCUAUAAGCCUUCACUACUUCAUCCUGAAUCUAGGAAAAAGAGAAGUGUAGACGAAGUUUACUCAUCAGCAAGGAAAGAAAUGGGCAUUAGGAAAAUAUAUGAGAUGGAGAAGUUAUCUACAGAAACUACAGUAUCUGCUGAAGUUAAUUCCGCUUGUUGUGAAGUGCUUCCAUCUAGGGAAGGACAAUGUUACUCUAAUAGACAUACUCCAUCGCGUGGAAAGCGUAAAAGACUGUCUAAAUGGCUGCGUCAAAGGAAGCUUAGGCAGUUGAAGGCUCAAGGAACACAUUCUAAGGACGAGUGGUUGGGAGACGUGAAGUGUGAUGUAAUCUUAAAUUCAAGACCUCCUCUUGAAAAGACAAAUGCUUGGUGCUCGUGUUGUUCGGUCUUUGACCCUCUUUCAGAGGUCAAAAAGGAAAUUCUAAUCGACAGGCGAACCAUGCUCUACAAGUUGGAUAGUUGUUCAUCAGUAUUCCCAUCCGAGCACAUCUUGUAUUCCUUGAAGCCAAACUCUUCUGGAGCAAAUGAACUCUUCAAGGAAAUUUUUGGAUCCCUAGGUGUUAAUGUCUCUACUGAGGUAGCUCCUUGCGUGCACAGAAGCAACUGUAAUCUCAUUCCAUCCUCGUGUCUAUACCAUUCAAUUAUUAAGUUGCUGAAAUCUCUCAUCCGCAAAGCUCACCAGUGCCAACACUUAAGGCUGUUGGAAGAACACUGUUCUGCUCCAUCAUUGGACCAAGACACCAAAAAUAUUGCUGCAACUAUCUUGAAGGGAAACAAAUCUGAGGCAAGUAUAUUUCCAAAUGAUUGUCCAGAAAAUGGAUUGGCACACUCUUACUUCAAGUCUGAAAGUUGCAAUAUUACUUCAGAAUCACAAUCCUCUCUUGUGGAGCCAACCAAGUGUUUUUGUAUGAAGAAGCAAGUUGUAUCAUUUGUUUGGGCUGCUUGUCGAAAUAUAGUGCCCAUAGAUUUGCUGGGGACUCCUUCUAAUUGGAGAGUUCUAACGAAUAAUAUUUACAAGCUUGUUAAGCUACGAAGGUUUGAGAAAUUCAUGUCCAAGCAGUGCAUGAGGAAAGUUAAACUAUCUAGUUAUCCUCUACUAUCAGAUGAGAACUCCCUUUUAUUGAAACAUAAAUUACUAGAACACUGGAUAUUUUGGUUGUUUUCUUCUUUUAUUGUGCCACUGAUUCAAGCCAACUUUUAUGCAACUGAAGCUGAGCAUGAGAAACAAGAUAUAUUAUAUUACCGCAAGCCGACCUGGAAGAAUCUUAUUUCCAAAGCCGUGACUUGCGUAAGGGAUCAAGGGUAUAAAGAAUUAACUGCUGAAUCUGUCAGCAAUAUAAUAAGGACUAGGUCAUUUGGCUUCUCAAAAGUUCGACUAGUUCCAAAAAGAAGGGGGUUAAGAAUGCUUGCAAAUCUUAAAGCAUCCCUACACUUGCCAGUGAGUCAUCCUUGUCGACCCAGAGGUUGGAGAAAAGUAGGCGCUGGUAAAAAUUGCAAACACCACAAUUACAAGUCUGUUAAUGGAGUCCUCAAAGAUUUGCAUUUAGUGCUCAAACAUGUAGUAGCAAAAGAACCAGAGAGGUUGGGUUCAUCUGUAUUUGGCUACAAUGAUGUGUAUAAAAGGCUUAUCCCUUUCUUAUCAAAUCUGAAGAGUGGGUUUUCUGUCAAAUCUGGAGUAUUCAUCGUUGUAUCAGAUGUUGAAAGAGCUUUUGACUCUGUAGACCAAGAUAAGCUACUAAGUGUGCUGGAUGAUCUCAAUUUGGAGGACGAAUAUUUUUUCAGCCGAGUUGUUCAAGUUGUGUGCACUAAGAAGUCUCUGAGGAUACCAGAAAACUGGACAUUAGGGAGUAAAGAGAAUAUCCCUGGUCCUGCCAAUGUCAGGUCUUUUCUUCCCACUCACUUGUUGCAUGGCAUUCUUGUAAAGCAACAGGUUAAAGGCAGAAAAGUAAGAAAAGAACAGCUUCAAAAUGAUUUGAAGGAGCACAUAAAGCGCAAUGUACUGCAGUUAGGUAUCAAGUUUUUCUUGCAAUCUGUCGGUAUACCUCAAGGAAGUGUUUUGUCCUCUCUGCUCUGCUCGUUGUAUUAUGGUCAUCUUGAGAAUUCAGUGAUAUUUCCAUUUCUUGAGAAAGCUUGUAUACCUGCCCCUGGAUUUCCUUCAAAGGAACCUUUCCUUGAUGAUACAGCUGCAAGAUAUGAUCAUCUUGUGGCAUGUAAACCUAUCAGUCUGUUGCUUAGGCUUAUUGAUGACUUGCUUUUCAUCUCAACCUCAAAGGAACAGGCUUCUAAGUUAUUGUCCCGGUUGCAGAGAGGGUUUCGUGCCUACAACUGCAACAUGAAUGAACAAAAAUUUGGAACGAACUUUCAGAUGAAUAUUAUACCAGGUUUGGGAUCGGAUAGAUUAUAUGUGGUUGAAGAUGGAACUUCGUUUCUUCGAUGGAGUGGACUAUUUAUCAACUGCUCAACCUUGGAAAUUCAGGCAGAUUACACAAGGUACUUGAAUUCCCCGCUAAGUUCAACCCUCACUGUUGGCUGGCUAAAUAAACCAGGACGUAACUUUAAGGCUAGGUUGUGCAGUUAUCUUAGACCGAAAUGCCAUCCUAUAUUCUAUGAUUCUAACAUAAACUCAGCAGUAGUGGUCAGACUCAACAUUUAUCAAGCUUUUCUUCUCUGUGCCAUGAAGUUCCACUGCUACCUCUAUGAUUUAUCAUGCUUGUAUAGAUUCAGCACCAAAUUUUAUGUAGAUGCUUUGGAAAAAUCAUUGAGGUAUAUGAAAAGGCUCAUCAAGAGGAGGAUGUAUUCGUUCAAAUCUGGUUCAGAUUUUCGUCCAGUUCUUGAAGUGGAGAAAGGGGAAAUUGAAUGGCUUGGAUUAACUGCUUAUAAACAAGUGUUGAAGAGAAAACCAGCAUGGUAUAACGAGUUGUUACAUGUAAUAGAGGCUAAGCUCAAGGCACUUGGUUACCUUAACCUAGUUCGAAGUAGAGCAUCAGUAUUGCAACAUGCCACAGAUAUCAAGCGUUCCUCCAUACUAUGGAAGAUUAAAUAUUGACGACACAAGGCUGUAAAUUUUCCAUUAUGUGUGAUUGGAAAAGAAGGCUGUAAAUUUUCCAUAGCCUUUUAAAAUGAGCUUCAUAUGAAAAACUAAAACAUGUUUUGUUCCUCAUACUUGGUAACCUAUUUUAUUCCAACUGUUAUGCAGGUAUUUAAAGUGACACUAUUGGUACUCAUAUUUACGUUCAUUAAA